CCUUAAAGGGGCUGUUCACUACACGUAGCAGAGUGGAGCCGGCGGAAGGCGCUGGGUCUGGCUGCUGCCAGGGGCGGGCCGGACGGCGCACCAUGUACACCAUCACCAAGGGACCCAGCAAGCUGGUCGCGCAGCGCCGCACAGGUCCCACACAGCAGCAGGUGGAGAACAGGCUCGGCGAGCUCCUGAAAUGCCGGCACUCGGUACCGGCGACCGCGCAGCCCACGCGCGCGCAGCUCUUGGCGCCGCCUCAGGGACCCUGGCCUCUGGCGAGUUCUGGGCCUCGGCUUGUGUUCAAUCGAGUGAACGGCCGGCGGCCCCUCACCACAUCCCCAUCCCUCGAGGGGACUCAGGAGACCUACACAUUGGCCCACGAGGAGAACGUCCGAUUUGUGUCCGAAGCCUGGCAACAGGUGGAGCGACAGCUGGAUGGCAGCCCUGCCGGUGAGAGUGGGCCAUGGCCUGUGCAGUAUGUGGAGAACACCCCUGAUCCCCGGCUGCAGAACUUUGUGCCCAUUGACCUGGAUGAGUGGUGGGCACAGCAGUUCCUGGCUAGAAUCACCAACUGUUCAUAAUGGCUGCUCAGGAAGGAACGCUGCCAUAGCCGGCCCUCUUCCAGAAGAGGACCAUGGUGCCCCAUCCACCUUGUGGCCUGACUGGGCACCGGCCACACCUGAAGUGCCAGCAUUUGGACUUUUGCACCUAUUGUUCCCUUGGCUUGGCUGUGCCAAACUGCCAGGGCCAGGGGCCAAACCCGUCUGACCUCAGUUCUGCUCACUGAGUCCAGGAACCAGCCCCUGGGGCUGGCAGGGAGGCAUCCAGGCUAAUAAAGUUGAGAAACUGCC
Messenger RNA from Nannospalax galili (Upper Galilee mountains blind mole rat), 845 nucleotides. It is a transcript of the gene Mcrip2, whose product is annotated as MAPK regulated corepressor interacting protein 2. NCBI's taxonomy places the organism in Eukaryota, Metazoa, Chordata, Mammalia, Rodentia, Spalacidae. The record is from RefSeq and is a predicted model, not a curated record. The transcript has 5 exons. Bases 93 to 575 code for a protein of 160 amino acids.